This is a messenger RNA of Striga asiatica, 1488 nucleotides long. NCBI's taxonomy places the organism in Eukaryota, Viridiplantae, Streptophyta, Magnoliopsida, Lamiales, Orobanchaceae. The record is from the annotation of a GenBank genome assembly.
AUGUUUGUGUUUGUGAAUCGCCAGGCCACAAAGGAUGCUGGUGUCAUUGCAGGCCUUAACGUCAUGCGCAUAAUCAACGAGCCCACAGCAGCUGCCAUUGCCUAUGGUCUUGACAAGAAGGCCACAAGCGUUGGGGAGAAAAAUGUUCUGAUUUUCGAUCUUGGUGGUGGCACCUUUGAUGUCUCCCUUUUGACCAUUGAGGAGGGAAUAUUCGAGGUGAAGGCCACAGCUGGUGACACUCAUCUCGGAGGGGAGGAUUUUGAUAACCGGAUGGUCAACCACUUUGUCCAGGAAUUCAAGAGGAAGCACAAGAAGGACAUAACUGGAAACCCGAGGGCUUUGAGAAGGCUGAGGACAGCUUGUGAACGUGCGAAGAGGACUCUUUCAUCAACUGCCCAAACCACCAUUGAAAUUGACUCUCUCUACGAGGGCGUUGAUUUCUACUCCACCAUAACUCGUGCAAGGUUCGAGGAGCUCAACAUGGACCUGUUCAGAAAGUGUAUGGAGCCAGUUGAGAAGUGCUUGAGAGAUGCCAAGAUGGACAAGAGCACGGUCCACGAUGUUGUUCUCGUGGGAGGUUCGACUAGGAUCCCUAAAGUCCAGCAGCUUUUGCAGGACUUUUUCAAUGGCAAGGAGCUUUGCAAGAGCAUUAACCCCGAUGAAGCUGUUGCUUAUGGUGCUGCUGUCCAGGCUGCUAUUCUGAGUGGUGAGGGCAAUCAGAAGGUUCAAGACCUAUUGCUUCUCGAUGUUACCCCUCUUUCACUUGGUCUCGAAACAGCUGGAGGUGUCAUGACUGUCUUAAUUCCGAGGAACACGACAAUCCCAACCAAAAAAGAACAGGUCUUUUCCACUUACUCUGACAAUCAGCCUGGAGUUUUGAUACAGGUGUAUGAAGGUGAACGGACGAGGACCCGUGACAAUAACUUGCUCGGCAAGUUUGAACUCUCUGGAAUCCCACCUGCCCCUCGAGGUGUCCCUCAGAUCACUGUAUGUUUCGAUAUCGACGCAAAUGGGAUUUUGAAUGUGUCGGCUGAGGACAAGACGACUGGGCAGAAGAACAAGAUCACCAUCACCAACGAUAAAGGCAGGCUGUCCAAGGAGGAGAUUGAGAAGAUGGUUCAAGAGGCUGAGAAGUACAAGUCGGAGGACGAGGAGCACAAGAAGAAAGUUGAGGCGAAGAACGCGCUCGAAAACUACGCCUACAACAUGAGGAACACGGUUAAGGAUGAGAAGAUUGCGUCCAAGCUGACGGCCGAUGACAAGAAGAAGAUUGAGGAUGCUAUUGAGACCACUAUUCAGUGGCUUGACGGGAACCAGCUGGCUGAGGCGGAUGAGUUUGAGGACAAAAUGAAGGAGCUUGAGAGCAUUUGCAACCCCAUCAUUGCUAAGAUGUAUCAAGGUGCUGGUGGUGAGGCUGCCAUGGAUGACUAUGGUCCUGCGCCGUCAGGUGGAUCGGGUGCUGGUCCCAAGAUUGAGGAGGUUGACUAA